AUGCUUUUACGCCGCUCGCCGACAAUGGAGACGGUUUGCAUGCAAAUUGUGCUCGUGCUGCUGCUGCUGAUAGUUCACCGGCUGGAUGGUUCGCUUUCACCGGCACUGCAAGAUUUAAACCAGCCACAGCAACUUCCGGUCGACCUCGAACCAGAGUUCGAGGGCACCAUCCAGAACAUCUCGUCCCCAACCGGUCGGGAAGCGAUCCUGACCUGUUCGGUCAAGAACCUCGGCCGGUACAAGGUCGGUUGGUUGCGGGCUUCCGAUCAAACGGUGCUAGCGCUACAGGGCCGUGUCGUGACGCACAACUCCCGCAUCAGCGUCGUACACGAAGAUUUUCGCACGUGGCGAUUGCGUAUCCGACAGUUGCGUGAAUCCGACCGAGGUUGCUACAUGUGUCAGAUCAACGCCAGUCCGAUGAAGAAACAGAUCGGUUGCAUCGACGUGCAAGUUCCGCCGGACAUUAUCAACGAGGAAUCAUCAGCGGACAUUGCCGUGCAGGAGGGUGAAGAUGCCACGAUCGUCUGCAAAGCCGUCGGACAUCCAACGCCCCGCGUCACCUGGAAGCGAGAGGACGGCGAGUACAUGCUGCUGAGGAAGCCCCAGAGUCGCGAACUAAUACGAGUGGAAGCAUACAACGGUACCCAUCUACACCUGCCCAAGCUGGAGCGAAGACAAAUGGGCGCGUAUCUGUGCAUCGCAUCGAACGACGUUCCACCGGCCGUUAGCAAACGUGUAUCACUGAGCGUGCACUUUGCACCAUCGGUGCGGCCUACGAGUCAGCUGUUGGGCGCUCCGCUCGGUUCGGACGUGCAACUCGAGUGCACGGUGGAAGCAUCGCCAAUGCCCGUGUCCUACUGGUUGAAGGGUGGUCGCGUUCUACCGAACAGCUUUGCAAGCGCAUCGAACGGCAAUUACGAGCAGCCGAGCCUAAGCCGACCGGAAAUGUUGCUUGACGGACCCAAGUACGGCAUCACAGAGGAUCGACACGGGUUUCGCACCAACAUGCGCCUGGUGGUACGAUCGUUUUCACCGGCCGACGUUGGGACAUACCACUGUGUCAGCACUAACUCACUUGGUCGUGCCGAUGGCACCAUGAGACUGUACGAAAUAAAAAUUCAUCCGGGCGGUGUGCAAACAACGGACGAUCAAUUAAAUAUAAUUGGAGGUCUUGCGGAAGCAGCUCGGGGUCGUGGAAAUUCCGCUGCCAGCUCGCUACACCCCAACCGAACGCAUCAUGUUCUACCGAUGGUGCUGCUGCUGAUAGUAUCGCUGGCGUUCGGAACGAUACGAACGGUCAUUUCCGCCAGCAGCGAUAGCAACAGCCAACAUCGGAGCGGUAACAGAUGA
Anopheles marshallii is the source of this 1350-nucleotide messenger RNA. RefSeq names its product lachesin (gene DIP-gamma). The record is from RefSeq and is a predicted model, not a curated record. NCBI's taxonomy places the organism in Eukaryota, Metazoa, Arthropoda, Insecta, Diptera, Culicidae. Gene Ontology annotation, cellular component: neuron projection. The coding region runs from base 1 to 1350 and encodes 449 amino acids. The transcript has 8 exons.